AUGACAAAGGCAGCGCAGGCGGAGGUGAAAGCGCCCCUCACUUUCGCGGAGCGGCUCGGCAUCUCGCAGGUCAUGCAUCAGAAUCCGGAGCUGGCUCGGUCCUUCCUCCGAGAAGCCUCCGUUCUCCGAGAUCCGUGCGGAACAGCCGUUUGGAAUGGAGAAGGAGCUGCGCCGAGCCUUACGGACAGCGAGAAAGCAAAGGCGGCGGCGAUUGCGGCGGCGCAGGGGCGCGGCAAGACGGCUUUCUUUGCGUACCUGUCGAGCGACUUCAAAAACAGCGUGCUGCGCCUCUCGGGCGCAGAGGGAGCUGAGGCGGUGGCGAGCGCGGGGAGGGGCCGCACGAGCUUCUUCGCAGCGCUUCCGGGCACCGUCAAGUACGAUGCGCUCCAGCGGUGGCAGGAGCAGCAGGCCCGUGCUACAGGCGACGGGGAGGGGGAGGGCUCGCUGGCCGCCCCUGCGCGAGGGGAGCUGGCGAAGCUCUCUGUCUCGGUGGGAGUGCCGAUGAUCGGCUUCGGCUUCGCGGACAAUUUCCUGAUGAUCACCUUUGGCGAGACCAUCGACUCGCACUUCUCGCAAUACGUGAGCACGAUGGCAGCCGCCGGCCUAGGCAACCUGAUGAGCAAUCUCGUGGGUCUGCGGCUCGCCGACGCCAUUGAGCAGGCCAGCGAGAGGAUGGGCCUGCCUACGCCGCGGCUGUCAGCCGCGCAACGAGCAACCACGGCGGCACGCAUCGCCUCCUUUGGGGGGCUGUCGGCAGGCGUCACGAUUGGCUGCUUGCUCGGGAUGUCGCCGCUGCUCUUCGUUACGUGA
Messenger RNA from Emiliania huxleyi CCMP1516, 810 nucleotides. RefSeq lists its product as hypothetical. The transcript has a single exon. The record is from RefSeq and is a predicted model, not a curated record. Lineage: Eukaryota; Haptophyta; Isochrysidales; Noelaerhabdaceae. Bases 1 to 810 code for a protein of 269 amino acids. Gene Ontology annotation, cellular component: mitochondrion.